Molecule: messenger RNA, 1905 nt
Organism: Diatraea saccharalis (sugarcane borer)
Lineage: Eukaryota; Metazoa; Arthropoda; Insecta; Lepidoptera; Crambidae
Source: the annotation of a GenBank genome assembly
AUGGCUGGUCGAAGUCGCAUUAAUCGUUUGAUAGGUCUUGUUUCCAAAGAUAUGGCAAUGAUGGAUGGAGUGGAUUGGAUUGAUGACGAAUCUAUAACUGUACCUGUAUCUUGCGAAAACUAUUCUCCAAAGGCUAUACAUUCCAGAGAUCAUUCUCCAAGACCAGGAUGUUCAAACAGUUAUUCUUCAAUGCCGGGAAACUCUAAACAAUUUUCUACAAUACCUGGAUGUUCCAAAAACCUUUUCUCAGAGCCUGACAAUGAUGUCGAUAUAUUCACUGAUUCUGAUGAAACGUUUCUCGUAUGUCUUGAUAUUGUUUCUAUGUUAUUUGAUUCGCUACCAUACCCUAAUUUGGAUUAUUCUACAGAUAGUAGUGACGAUUUCAUCCCAAAUACAUCUGGCACAAGUAGCUCAGAUUGUUCAGUUUUACAAAAGCGCACAAGACGUAAUAGUAAUUUCAUUAUUCCAGAGUCAGAUUCAGAUACGAGCAAUAAUAAGUCAUUUUGGGAUAAAGAAGGUAUUAAACAAGGCCGGAAACAUAAGCCUAGGAAAAGUAUCAAGGAAAGAAGAGUAGAUAGAGAAACUAGAAAAAAGAAGAGAAAUCUAGGAAAGAGUUACGAGACAGGAAAAGGUAAAAAAGUAGAACAAAGGAAAAUCAAAGGUCUGGGAUCUUGUAGAAUGAAAUGUGCUGAAAGAAUUCCUGAAGAAUUUAGAAAUAAGAUUCAUAAUUAUUACUGGAGCUUAGGAGACUACGACCGACGAGUUUUGUUCAUAAGUAACCUUAUAGAUGUAAAGGGAAAAGCAUCGACAAAACUUGCAGCUACAGUUAAAAACAGACAUUUUACUAAUAACUACUGCCUAAAGCUUCAUUUAGAGUGUCAUCGUAUAUGUAAAGGUUGUUUUUUAAAAACAUUUGAUGAAACCCCUAAGUUUAUACAAAAUGUAACUGGGAAAAUUAAAGAAAGCGGUGGUAUUGUGGCCAAAUCUACAAGAGGAAAAAAGCCUAGCGCUUUAACCAUAGACAAUGAGAGGUUAGAAAAUGUGAAAACACAUAUAUUAUCAUUUCCAAUAUAUGAGAGCCAUUAUGGUCGUUCUAAGACAAACAAAAAAUUUUUGCCGCCCCAUCUAACCCUGCAAGAUAUGUAUAAAUCUUACUGCGAGGAUAAUGAAAAUCCGGUAUCACUAACCAUCUACUCAUGGGUUUUCCGGGCCCAAAACUUAUCUUUCAAAACACCAUAUGUUGAUACGUGUGUGAAAUGUGAUACUUUAAAUACGAAAAUUAAGUUUUGUGAUGGUUUAGAAAAGGAAAACACUGAAAAACUUUUGGAAGAGCAUCAAAGAAGAGCAGAAACCAUUUAUGAUCAAAAAUCAAAAGACCGGGCUUGUUCUAUUGAAAAGGGGGACACCGCAGUUCUAUCAUUCGAUCUGCAGCAAUGUUUGCCGACCCCAUUCCUUAAAACUGGGGCUGCAUUUUAUAAGCGUGCAUUAUGGACUUACAAUUUAACAUUAAGGGAUUGUACUCAUAAUAAAGUAUAUUGUUUUAUGUGGCAUGAGGGAAUUGGUGGCAGAGGAGCUAAUCAAAUAGCUUCAUGUUUAUUUUAUUAUAUUAUGAAUCUUGUUGCAUCUAAUAUUAAGCAUCUUAUUUUUUAUUCUGAUUCCUGUUUUGGGCAGAAUAAAAAUAUUUAUGUUGUAUGUAUGUUGUUGCUUGCUUUACGUAACAAUUCCAAUAUAGAAACAAUAACACAUAAUUUCUUAGUACCCGGCCACACACACAUGGAUUGUGAUGUUGAUCACGCGAUAAUUGAAAAGGCCAAAAAACGUACCCAAAUGGACAUACACCACCCUCGGGAUUGGUACCAGCUUGUCCGAACAUGCAGCAAAAAAAAACCCGUUCGCUGUUAUUGA